Rotaria sordida is the source of this 1737-nucleotide messenger RNA. The record is from the annotation of a GenBank genome assembly. Lineage: Eukaryota; Metazoa; Rotifera; Eurotatoria; Philodinida; Philodinidae.
AUGCUACAAGAAGAUUCAAGUGAUGAAAAAUUACCGAUGACGGGAAGAUUGACACCGAUCGGUGGUGCCUCAUCGGAUACUGAAUAUGGAAAAAGUGCUAAUGAAGAAUUCAAUGAAAAAGUAGCUUUACUUGAAGAACAUGAACGAUUAAAUGCAUCACUUUCAGCAUUAACUCGUCAUUUUGCACAUGUACAAUUACGUCUUCAACAAGUUGUUUCAGCACCGACAACUGAAGAUCGUGAAAAUUUAUUAAUAGAAUUACAUGAAUUUGCAUCAAGUGGUAUACCUGAUGUUAUGUGUCGAUCAUCAAUGUAUACAAAUGAUCUUACAACAAAUGAAGAAUUAAUUGAAAAUGAAAAAUUACGUGAAAAAGAAUUUAUUAGUGAAUUAAAACAAAAAUUAGAUGAAUUAGAACGUUAUGCAGCUGCAUCAGGUUCAUUAGAAGGUGUACCAACAUCUGUAACAAUGGAAAAACAACGUGUACUUAUUGAUCAAUUACGUACGAAACUUGAUUUACAAUUAGAUGAUGCUUCUGUUUCGAAAUUAUCAGCGGAAGAAUUAAGAAGACUUGUUGAUCAAGCUAUUCAUCAGUUAACUAAUCCAGUAAAACUAAAAGAAAAUUUAAUAACUCAAAUGCGUACACAAAUAAAUGAUCUUGAAAAAUUUAUUGAAUUUCUUAAAGCUGAUUCUGCUAAUGCAGCAGCAGGAGGAGCUGCUUCAUCUCCUUUAAUAAAUGAUAAAAAAAGUACCGAAUCAUCGAAAUUCUCACCAAAUAAAUCAAAUCGUUCUACAACAACAACAAAUCCAUUAAAAAUGCAUCAAACAACAAAUAAAUUUUCUUCUGAAAAUCAAACAAAUUUUUCUCAAACAAUGAAAAAAGUUCUUAUACUUACACAAUUAUAUACAUUUUUAUUAUUAACAUGUGGUACAAGAUCAACGCAAAAAAAAUCUAAUCAACCAACACCAAAUAUAAAAAAAGAUAUUGUUGCUAAAAAACAUUUUGGUGAUAUUCGAGCAAAACUUGAAAUAGCUAUUGAAAAAGUUCUUAAUGUCAUACGAUUAACAAAUACAUAUUCACGACAUAAUAAUAAUGAUGAUGAUAAUUCAUCAAUUGCAACAAGUGAUAAUGAAGAAGAUGAUUAUGAUCAAAAUGCAAUUGUUUUAGCUGUUAGACAAGAUCUUGCACCAGCUCUACGUGCAUUACUUGAACAUGGUCUUUAUGAAACAAAUUAUUCAACAACUUUAGCUGUUUGGGGUUGUUUUUCUACAAGAGCUAAUUAUUCAGCUGCAAAUGAUACAAUGCAUGCUUGGAAAUUAUUUUUAAAAUAUUAUGAUAUGAAACAUGGAAAUGAAUUUGCCAAUAGUCCAGCUCGUAAACUUUCCGAAUCAUUUUCAUUGGAUGUCGUUGGUGGUAAACCAAUUACAUUAAAACAAUGUCUUCUAAGUGGUAUUGAUAAUAUUGUUAAAUUACAUGAAAAACAUAAUAAAUCUAUGGAUAGUUGUUUUAAAUCAUUUGUAUGUUAUGCAUUAAAUGAAAAAAAACUUGUUUCUUUUUUACGUAUUAUUCUGAAGACAAUACCAUUGGUAGAAAAUUAUUAUCAAUCUUGGAGUUAUACAAAAACAACAGGUUUUCAUGAUGCACUUCAUUCACUUGAUCGUUUAACUUCAAUUGAGUUUCAUUUACCAAUAAAUGUAUCUGUUCGUCGUUUUAUGAAUAAUCGAGAUCUGAUUGAAUAA